AUGACUCAGAUAGAGGAAGACACGCGAACUAUGUUUCAAAAAGAACAAGAAACCUUGGCGAGAGAAUUGGAUUGGUUGCUGGUUUCUCAAUUACCAACUGCACUAUCUGAGAUAAAGAAAGGGUUGAAGAAAUGUGAAGCGAUUAUGAAAUCGCCUGAACAUGACGAUUCGCUAGGCACAAGUACUCUGGCAAUAUCGUCAAAUAAUAGUGACUCUCUAAAAGGAUAUAUUACUUUGGAUGGUAGCGAUAUUAUCAAAGGGGAAUUAUCAGUAAAAUUAUCCAAUUACCAUCGUGGUAACUUGAUUAAAUUAAACAUUAAUUCGAAAAAACCAUAUUUUAUAGAACAAUUGGUCGAUGCACAGAAUUAUCUUACUUUAGCUUUAGAUUCAUUGGAAAAUACGAAUAAAGAUCUUACAAAAGAAAGUGCUCGAGAGUUGUUAGAUUCUGUUCUCAUAUAUAUAUUAAGUAGUCGAUCAGUUUUAGUUUGUGCUCAUGAAGAAAAAUUGUUUCCUUAUAAAAUUUGUGAUCCUCAGAUGUUUGGGACAGCAAUACCUGAAGAAUUGGUUAUUCAAUUUCAUGUAGAAGGAUCAAAUGUUAUUAGUUCGGUUUAUGGAUUACAAUAUCAUUCACCAAAAAAGAAUGGUGGUUUAUUAGGAUCGGCUAAAUCUUCAAAAAUUUG
This is a messenger RNA of Funneliformis geosporum, 680 nucleotides long. NCBI's taxonomy places the organism in Eukaryota, Fungi, Glomeromycota, Glomeromycetes, Glomerales, Glomeraceae. The record is from the annotation of a GenBank genome assembly.